AUGGAUGCUUUUGAGCAGGUAAAAAAUUCCGGUAAAUCCAUGAAGAAAUUUACCAACGCAACAGUUGUUAUAAACUCAAAUGACAAAGGCCUCCGUAUGGUCAAUUUUGUGCAUGAUUUGCAGGUGUAUAAUAACAUGGAAAAUAACAUCAUAUACGUCCGUGCUUGCUGUUGGGCUUCCUAUAAGAUGAAUGUUAAAUACAAGGUGAAAAUGGUUUGUAAACAAAGCGGGACCCCAAAGAUUCUAGCAUCAAAGUGUGGUAGGCAGUGUCCGGCUUGCAACAGUGGGUGUUGUUGUCAUGUUAUGGCGCUCAUAAGGAAACUUGAGGACACGACGAGAAAGUCAGAGCUAAAAAAUAUCACUCCUGACAACAGAUGCUGCACAUCAAAACCGAGGGAAUGGGGAAAAGGGUGUAGACGAGAAAUAGAGUUCUCUCCAGUGAUGGCUUUAAAAAUAACAAAACCAAGACAUGCGUCUGACUUACCUGGUAGGAAGAAAAGGAGUAUUGACUCUCAGUUUUACGACCCCAGACCAUUGAAAUCACAGAAGCUUGAUGCUGAUGGAAUUGUAAAGCUGAGGCAAGAUCUUCAGAAAAUAAAUGCUCGUAUACCCUUUGCUGCUAUGUUACCAGAGGAAAAGACAAUUCAAACAGUAAUGACUAUAGUUGGCACUGUUGCUAAAGGUUCAACAAUUCAUAAGCAACUUCAAGAUUAUUCCCGGCAGCCUCCAAAUUUGGUAGUACCCUAUGUUAGUAGUUCCUCCCUUGCGGGUAGAGAAAAUGUGAAUCCUGUCUCAAAUGGGCAAGCACUGAAUUCAAAUUCAAGUUUGAAUCAUGAAAUCUCUGCUCCACCCUCCACUGUGCAGUGUGAAUCAGAAAUGGCACCCCUUAGCACUCCUUCUAAUGAUUAUGAUGAGCUACAGCUUCAGCAGAUAUCAGAUUGUAAUGUUAAUAACCAACAGCAAGAACAGAAUAUUUUAAGUUUAAUUGAAAGUACAAUUGAUCCAUCUGAAGUACAACUGCCAACAGUCCAAACAGAAACAUUAUUUAUUGAAACUCUUACAGAAAAGCAAAAGCAAAUUGAAAUGACAACAAGAGGACAAUCAACGAAUCCUGCUUGGUUUGAACAAAAGCAAAACAGAAUAACUGCCAGUAACUGU
Porites evermanni is the source of this 1158-nucleotide messenger RNA. The record is from the annotation of a GenBank genome assembly. NCBI's taxonomy places the organism in Eukaryota, Metazoa, Cnidaria, Anthozoa, Scleractinia, Poritidae.